Messenger RNA from Stylophora pistillata, 2492 nucleotides. Its product is annotated as major facilitator superfamily domain-containing protein 6. Gene Ontology annotation, cellular component: membrane. The record is from RefSeq and is a predicted model, not a curated record. Lineage: Eukaryota; Metazoa; Cnidaria; Anthozoa; Scleractinia; Pocilloporidae.
GCAUAUUAAGGGCGUUUUUGCCUACUCACUCAGUCCGCGACGUUUCCCACCCGUACGUUCUUAAAAGAUAACCUUGAAAGUGCCAAGGUAUUUAUCAAAAGGAGAAAGAAUAAUGUCAAGUACCCCUUCACUAGAGCCCAAAAAAAAGUCAAACUGCAUCUUGGAAUUUUGUUCGCAGCACAGAACACGGAUUGCAUUAAGUUCGUUUUACUUCUUCUACGAGACGUGUUUUAGCUUUAAAAUGUUCUUUAUGCCGGUCUACUGGCAGCAGCUUGGAUUGUCUCCGACUCAGAUUGGCAUCUUAAGAGCCGUUUGGGGUGUGGCAUAUUCCUCAGGCGGGGUCGUCUUUGGAAAAAUGGCAAGCAAGUGGAAAAUUCGACGUGCGUUGCUGAUUAUGAGCGUUCUAUCCACGGCUGUUACACCACUAGUGUCUUUAGUUCCAAGAAGAACUCACGAUAAGUGCUUGGUGGUAGUGGGAAAGAACCUGACUGAAAACAAGCGUCAUAUGAUCGCCUCUCAAGAGGGAAAAAACUCCUUCCAUCGUAGCGACGCGUUGAUCAAGUCUCGUGGAGUGGAAGAAAAACCUGACGUCCUUGAGCAUUUUAUCUCAAGACGUUCUCUACCACCGAUAACGAAACGGACUCCAAGGGAAGCACCUCUGAGUCGAGAUCAUGUCCUAAUCCUUGAAAAAAGUCCACAAGACAUCAACACCAUAUUUCUCAUUUUUGUGUUCAUUGUCUUUGUUGGAGAACUCCUCGCGUCACCUGCCUUUAGCUUGGCUAAUUCUGAAAGUGUGGACUACCUCGGUGAAAAUAGCCGCGAUUUUGGCAAGAUCCGACUUUGGGGCCCAAUUGGGCACAUGAUUGCUGCUCCCACCACGGCUCUAUUUGUUACCCAUUACCAUUAUAUGCUUUGUGGGGAGUACCAAGACAACUUUGCUUUUGUCUUCACUGUCAUUUUUAUCAUGGCUUUGACUUCGCUUGUUUCUGUAACACAAUUUGGAGAUCAGGCGAUUGAGCACAGCGACAACACCGAAGAAAAUGGCGACGGAAAGCCGUUGACUCUGUUAGAUUUCUUCUCUCGAUAUCAAAAUAUUGUCUUCAUCGUCAUGACGUUCUUGAUUGGCUGUUUCGAUGGAGUUGUGUUGACGUUUGGGUUUUGGUACACCAAGACCUUAGAUGUUACUAUCGCCACUUUGGUGUUUGGUUUCUCACGGAUGACUAGCUCUGCGGUCAGUGUGGUGUUCCUGGGCUUCACAGGCCUGUGCGUGAAAAAGACUGGUUACACUGGGGUCAUUGUGUUCUCCAUGAUGCUGUUUGUCACUUGGUUUGUGGGAAUGUCUCUAAUGAAGAACCCCUGGCUUAUGCUUCUUUUUGAGACUGUUGGCUACACCGCGUAUGUAACUGGCUUUACAGGCCUCAUCAGUUACUUUGGUGAAGUAACACCCACUUAUCUGAUGGAUACAGUGCAAGGAGGGGUGAACUCUUUGUUUCUUGGUGUGGGUUGUGGCGUAGGAACUGCCUUGUGUGGCUUUUUCAUUGAUGCAUUUGGUGCCAUAAAGGCAUUCCAGCUGUUUGCCUCAGGCGAAGCUGUACUUUUGGUUCUAUUUAUCAUCUCCCAAGCUACAUACUUUUGCCUCAAGAUGAACGAAAAGGAAGAAAAAAGAAAACUGCUGGAAUGACAGGAUAAUGCCCUUCCAUUUAUAUUGAAGAUUAAUUUUAAUUGGGUGUCUAAGUAAUCCAGGAUUGCAUCAGGUUUGCUCCUUAACUUGCUGUGACUGGUCCACAAUGCAAUCAGUUGACUGUGUAAUAAGUAAGUUACAACAUGAGUGGGUGAUUGUUUUAAUGUUAUGGAAUUAUUAGUGGUUGAAGUAUUUACUUUAAGAGUAACAGUGCUUUUUUUUUUUUUUUAAAUAAAAUUGGCUGUACACAGUUGCACAUCUUAAAUUUCACUAAAAGACGAAAAACCCAUAGUUCAAAAUGUGUUCUAAGGUACAUCAUUUUGUGAGAGAAAACAGAUAGCUUUGUAGCUAAACUAUAGAAUAUUGGGUCACUUUUAACCAUCCACGAAACAUAAUACAUACUUAGAUAGGGAUAAGAUCCAGCUGGGUGGUCCAAUAGGUUCAAGCACAGACUUUUCUCAGUGGCAUGUUGUAAGUUAAAUCUCUUAAGGCAAACUUUGAACCCUCUUUUUCCAAUUUCUCAUUUCAAUAGGACUAUCAUUAAAACUCAUCAUUUAAUUCAACUCCUAUUAAAUUAUAUCCUUGAACAAUAUUAACAACCUGCUGAUAUAAGGAAAAUACCAAAAACUAGCCAUACAGGAUAGGUACAUAGUUACUUAGAAAUAUUUCCUCCAAAAGUGAGUAAUAUUGAUUGGUAUCAUAAAAUAACGCUAUGGUAUUUCAGAAAUUAUGAACUAGUGGAUAGUAAUAGUCUUAGCUUGCCCUUCUGAUCGAGGUGGAGCUUCCCUCGCCACCCCUGUAGAAUUCUCCC